AUGCGGUCGGCGGCCUCGCUGUUCGUGUUCGCGGCCUGGCUGGCGCCGUGCCACUGUUUUGCACCCGCGCCCGAUGCUCCCUCGCCGCUGCUGCUCACUCCCAUGCUUGAGGCGGGCAAGGCGCUCGAGGCCCGAGAGGUCUCCAAAGUCGUGAUUGAUGGAGCGUUCAAAGGCCACGCUGGAUACCUCUCCGUUGCCAGCGCAUCCGGCAAGCGGACCAACCAUCUGUGGUUUUGGUAUCAGCCGUGCCGCAAUGGCUGCACGCACGGCGAGGCGAUCCUCACGCAGUACUUUGCGGGCGGGCCCGGUUCUGGGUCGCAAGGCCCCGCCUUCAACGAGAUGGGCAACUUCUUUGUCGAUGACAAGGGGCUCCUUCAGGACCGUUGCUAUUCGUGGUGCCUGGACAACGACUGCCUGUUCGUCGACAACCCAAUCCAGGCGGGACUCUCGUACCAGGUCGACGAGGCGGGAGAGGUCGUGCCGCUCCUCGAUACAGAGUGGGCGAAUUCGGAAGAGGGAACCAGGCAGCAGGUCGCCAUCCUCCUCCAAGUAUACAAGCUCUUCCCUGAGCUCAAGCCGGCGCCUUUCUGGAUCACCGGCGAGUCGUAUGCCGGCAACUACUGCCCGUGGUUUGCCAAGGCGGUCCUCGCCCACAACGCGGCCGCGGCCGACGACGCCAAGAUCAACCUCAAGGGGCUCAGCGUGGGGGACCCAUGCUUAGGCUGGUCUGUCCAAACCAAACACUACGGCGACUACCUGUGGGCGACGGGCUUGAUCCACAAGGACGGGGCGGAGAAGAUCGACGAGCUCUUUGCCAGCUCGCGAGAGCACCUCAAGGACAACAACUGCCCGGCCUUCUUUGCCAAGUGGAACUCCGUAUGGAAUGACGAUGGCGCCUUCGACGGUGCGCCCGACUUCCUCUUCGAAACGCUGACCGGCUCCACCGCCACCGACAUCAUCCUGGUCGGCGGCGGGCGAGACGCUCAGGGGAACUAUCAAGACUUUCUCGCGCGCCACAGCAAGGCCAUGCACUUUGACGGCACGCCCGCUGCGGAUUACAUCAGCGACGGCUCUUCCCUUGGCGGAUGGUUCACUACGAAGCGCAAGGCGAUCUACAAGGCGUACGUCGAGAGUGGCGACUUCUGCCAGGAGACUGCGCCGAUGUACUUCACGGAGCUGCUUCCCGCCGGGCUCGACAUUCACAUCUACUCGUCAAACAUGGACGCCCUGCUGGGGCCGCACACCACUGAGCCGGGUAUCACCAUGGGCCUGGAGGCGGCGGGUCUGAAGGAGGACUUCUACGAGCAGAAAAGGACGAUCUGGAAGCGUUCGCCGGACUCAAGGCAGCCCGUGGGUUACAGCCGUUGCGCGGCGCUCGGCGGCCGCUUUUGUUACUCGGUGAUCCGCAACGCCGGCCACGAGACGCCGAUGUUCCAGCCCGCGUCGGCGUACGACAUGACGAAGCGCUUCUUUGACGGCCGCGCCUUUGACAACUCGUACCACGACCCCAACCCGCCCGUCUGCACGCUGCCACAAAAGAGCUUUGACGUGUCCAUCGCGGGAUACGAAAUCGAUCCGGCGUAG
Messenger RNA from Emiliania huxleyi CCMP1516, 1584 nucleotides. RefSeq lists its product as hypothetical. Gene Ontology annotation, molecular function: serine-type carboxypeptidase activity. NCBI's taxonomy places the organism in Eukaryota, Haptophyta, Isochrysidales, Noelaerhabdaceae. Gene Ontology annotation, biological process: proteolysis. The transcript has a single exon. Bases 1 to 1584 code for a protein of 527 amino acids. The record is from RefSeq and is a predicted model, not a curated record.